AUGUCUUUGGGGCAACGUAUUUCCGGCGCUGUUGCGGUUCUCAGAGGGACCACGACGGAAGCCAAGGAAGGCCACACGUCGUGCACAGAAGAGAUCGAGAAGAUGACGUCCGAGGAAGAGGUCGAGGCUGAAGUGCGACAGCAAGUAACGGCACUCGACAGGUUACAGAUGGUAGUAGAAUGGAUGGGAAGUAACAUGCUUCUGGUAUUGACAAUUGCUGGAGUUUUGGCGGGUUUGGGUCUCGGUUUUUUGGGUCGAUUGGCCAAUCUCUCGCCGCAGUCUAUAACUCUCGUCAGUUUUCCGGGAGAAAUCCUUAUGCGGAUGCUGAAGAUGUUCAUACUGCCACUCAUCAUCUCGUCGCUCAUCUCCGGAAUGGCACAGCUAGAUGUUCAAAGAUCAGGAAGGAUAGGAGUUAGAGCGCUAACGUACUACUCGGUGACGACCAUUCUCGCCGCUAUAGUGGGCAUUGCGAUGGUGUUGAUGAUCCAUCCCGGUAAUCCGCAGAUUAAGACUACGGUCGCGGCGGUAGUGAAGGCCGAAGAGACGAAAGUUUCCACUGUAGACGCGAUUCUCGACAUCAUUCGGAAUAUGGUGCCGGAGAAUCUGGUGCAGGCGUGCUUCCAACAAGUUCAGACCUCCUACGUGAAGAAAAAGGUGGUCGUGAUCGGCUCGAACCAAAGCGAAUACAUAGUGGAGCCGACCUUGGUUUACAAGGAUGGCACGAACGUGAUGGGUAUGAUCGUGUUCUGCAUCCUCUUCGGCGUGCUCGCGGGCCAGAUAGGACCCCGCGGGAAGCUGAUGGUGGACUUUUUCGUGGUGCUGAACGAGAUCAUUAUGAAGCUCGUCACAAUCGUCGUGGUCUGGUACUCUCCGUUCGGAAUUAUGUGCUUGAUAGCUGGAAAAAUCAUGUCGAUCACCAAUCUGGCGGCAACUGCCCAGAUGUUAGGUCUGUACAUGGUGACGGUCGUAUUGGGCCUGAUGAUUCACGCGAUCAUUACAUUGCCAAUAAUUUAUUGGUUUAUGACUCGAAAGAAUCCAGCGGUAUUCUUCAGGGGUAUGAUGCAAGCCUGGGUGACGGCUCUGGGUACGGCUUCGAGCGCAGCGACCUUGCCUCUAACCUUCCGCUGUCUCGAAGAAAACAACAAGAUCGAUCCACGAGUGACACGCUUCGUCGUGGCAGUGGGUGCCACUGUGAAUAUGGAUGGCACGGCCCUUUACGAAGCCGUGGCCGCGAUCUUCAUCGCACAAUUAAACGGAAUCUCAUUAGGAUUCGUUGAAGUCAUUACCGUCAGCCUUACGGCUACCUUGGCGAGCGUCGGAGCCGCGAGCAUCCCCAGCGCUGCAUUGGUCACCAUGCUUUUGGUGCUAACUGCCUUGGGCCUUCCUACGAACGACGUGUCUCUGCUGUUCGCGAUCGACUGGAUGCUGGAUCGGAUCAGGACCUCGAUUAACGUCCUGGGCGACGGUUACGGGGCCGGAAUAGUCUAUCACUUAAGCAAAGCGGAGCUGGACAAAAUGGACGAGGAACGGAGACUGGAGGUCUUGGAAAUCGGAAGCCCCCACGAGAUCGUCGCUGAAGGUUGUAAACGAGGGGAGGCAUCAACACAUGAGCAAACUUCCGAGACGAAAAUUUGAGCUCGCGGACUUCCUCGACCAAGUCGUGUUAUUUAUUGCUAGGAAUGUAAAUCUGUCAGUUCGCAGGAACUAACGCUCGUCCCUGUGUUAAUAUUCGCGACGUACGAUUGACUUUCACUGCCGAAACCGAGUUUCUUCUCGAGUAAAUUAAGUAUUUAAUAUACGUCACAGACGAGUAAUUGUAUUAUUUAAAAUAUAUUUGAUUAUUAAGGAUGCACUGUAGGUGCAGAUAGUGUUUUAUCCAGCGACAUAAAUAUACGAUUCCGUUUAUUUCCGUAGCGAGAGUGGUAGCAGUAACGAAUGAGUCAAAGUAACAAACGCUGAAGUAGAAAGUGCGAGCAUGUAAGUACAAAUCAAGGAAAGUUGUACAUCCAUUUCUUAUUUUUUUCCAAUAUGUGCGAGGAUUCUUCUACGUUAGAGUACAUAUAUAAGGAACAUUAAUGUAUAGUAAAAUAGAAAUAUAGAAUAUGCAGUAAAUUAUUAGAAAUAUAUAUAUCGUCACAUGAGGUUGUUUGUCGUUAAUGAAUGCAUUGAGAGAACAUGAAGAAUUCCGUCGACAGCAUUUAAAAUAUUACGAACGAUUUAGAAAUAUCACGUUACGUAUUAUUUAAUCAUUUUAUUCCAAUACGAUAGUGAUUAGAAAUGAUAAAAAUUGACUAUUUAUAUAAAUGUGUUCAUAAGGCUUGCAUGCACCAGAUAUAUAGGAUUAAUAAUAAUAUUUCACGGAAUAUUAUAUUUAAUUAUUUAAUUAUA
Molecule: messenger RNA, 2388 nt
Organism: Dinoponera quadriceps
Lineage: Eukaryota; Metazoa; Arthropoda; Insecta; Hymenoptera; Formicidae
Product: excitatory amino acid transporter-like
Exons: 9
Coding region: 1-1635 (544 amino acids)
Biological process (GO): L-glutamate transmembrane transport
Cellular component (GO): plasma membrane
Molecular function (GO): neutral L-amino acid transmembrane transporter activity; L-glutamate transmembrane transporter activity; glutamate:sodium symporter activity
Source: RefSeq, a predicted model, not a curated record